AUGGUUUACGAAUCAUCAUAUGACAGUGGUCGCAGACCGCACAAGCCCGAUCUGACGCGCGGCUAUUGGGCGGCGCCAAGUGAUUUCAUUUAUACCUGUAUUAGUUUGGGCUUCCGCAUGGAUGUGAUAUCAAUGGGCUGGUUUCUCUAUCAGCACAUGGGCGGUGCUUUACUUUCAUAUGUUAUCUGUUUAUUUCUCUUCGUGGUGCCCAUCAUUGUAAUCCAGUCAUUUGUUGGUCAAUUCUCCAGCAGUGGUUUCAUAUCGGUAUUCCGCAUAUCUCCAAUUUUCAAGGGUUUGGGCUACAUAAGCUUGGGCGUCAAUUUGGCUGUGCUCACUUAUUACAGCAUGUUCGCGGCCGUGCCUUUUCUCUAUCUGUUCCAUUCGAUGCGGCCGACGUUGCCCUGGAGUUGCGAGGGCAUGGAAAAUUGGUUUAUCAACCGCACCGAUGUGGAAGUUGAGCAUUCCUGCAAGCUAAAGGAUAUGGUGGAAAUAAAUGCCAGCAUAGCGAACAGCAACGAUACAUAUAAAUAUAUUGGUUACGAAGUGCCAUCUGUGCUUUUCUUUAAUUCAAUAUUCGGUGGCGAUGAUCUGAUGGCUAACUAUGAGUAUGAUAGUCCUUUUAUGUUUUCGUGGGAGCUCUUGCUUUGUACACUGCUCACCUGGGGCAUUGUAGCUGGUGUCUUUUAUCGCUUCUACAAUACAGAGUUGAUGAGUAAAUUCUUGCGUUACACCAUUUGGACAUCACUGAUUUUGCUGCUCACUUGUGUCAUACGCUUUAUGCUAUUAUCACUCGAUUUCAAAUACGUAUUUAGCUUUUUUAUAGCAAAACCAAGCGAUAUUGGCGAAGGCAUACCGAAUGCGAUCGUGUUUAUUGUAUCAGCAUUUGGUCCUGGCUGGGGUGCGAUUGUGGCUUUGGCCAGCUUUAAUCGUUUCAAAACAAAUAUCAUGAGCUACAGUUGGAUCAUUUGUAUUGGACAAAUGGCUAUUUUUAUGGCUUAUGGCAUUCUCACGCAUAUCAUACAGGGUUACUUUAAAUCUAUUAUUGAUCACUAUGAUGAUGUCGAUAAUUUAUAUGUGUAUGUGAACCACCACUGGGCAUUGUAUUUGUCCAGCGGCAGUGUAUUGGCCACCAUGAGCUGGCCUAAUCUUUGGUCAAUCAUCUUCUUCUCAAUGCUUGCAAUGAUGGCGUUGAUUACAAUGAUUACUUCCUUAUUUUCUGUCUUCCAAAGCAUAUUUGAUGAAUUUGAAUUGUUGCGUUCGCGGAGAAGUGAAAUUACUUUUGGUAUCAUUGGCGUUUUAGCGAUUAUAUCACUCUAUACCUCUUCUAAUCAUGGCGUAGUUUUCUUCAGUGCCAUGUCAACGGAUUCCCUAUUCACACAAACAUCACUAAAUCUCCUAUUGCUCUUAGUAGUUCUGUGGGUAUAUGGACGUGUGCGCUUUCAGCGUGAUAUUGAAUUUAUGUUAAGCCAACGAUUUGCCACAUGGAAAGUGAAUAUGUUGCGGUUUGUGGCACCAAUAUGUCUAUGCAUUUUGCUGUUAAUUUCAGUAGUUGCUGCUUUCUUCGAACACAGUGUCGCCUCAAUCGUUAUUCAUAUUACUGCGGUCUUACUCAUUAUCCUACCUUGGCUCUACUUGCCCGGUUACAUGAUCUACGUGCUCUUACAGACAUCGGGCUCAUUUAAGAUGCGUUUUCGACGUUCCUGUCGUCCAAUGGAUUGGUAUCCGGUGGAAUUGGAAGAGCGACAGCGUUAUGAAGAGGCGAUGGGUAAUAUGGACAUUACACAUCAGUUGAGUCAAAUGGAAGAUGAAGUUGUGCCAUAAACAAUUAUCUGUUGCUGAUUCUAUGAUUUUUAGUGAUUCUUGUAGCUAACGAAUUUAUGUACACGUAUGUUGAAGAAACUGUAUUGUGAUGAAUUGUUAUAUUAGUGUUUAUAUUAAUAUGGCACUAUUAAUACAUGUACGAGUAUGUAUGUAUAAAUAUGAACAUAGCUUUUUUAUGAAUAAAU
This is a messenger RNA of Ceratitis capitata (Mediterranean fruit fly), 2006 nucleotides long. Its product is annotated as sodium- and chloride-dependent neutral and basic amino acid transporter B(0+). Lineage: Eukaryota; Metazoa; Arthropoda; Insecta; Diptera; Tephritidae. Gene Ontology annotation, biological process: sodium ion transmembrane transport. The record is from RefSeq and is a predicted model, not a curated record. The transcript has 10 exons. Gene Ontology annotation, cellular component: membrane. The coding region runs from base 1 to 1821 and encodes 606 amino acids.